Messenger RNA from Camellia sinensis, 6277 nucleotides. It is a transcript of the gene ABCA1, whose product is annotated as ATP-binding cassette A1. The record is from RefSeq and is a predicted model, not a curated record. Gene Ontology annotation, biological process: lipid transport; transmembrane transport. NCBI's taxonomy places the organism in Eukaryota, Viridiplantae, Streptophyta, Magnoliopsida, Ericales, Theaceae. Gene Ontology annotation, cellular component: membrane; intracellular membrane-bounded organelle. Gene Ontology annotation, molecular function: ABC-type transporter activity; ATP hydrolysis activity; ATP binding.
CCAAACGAUUACUUUGGCAGUUUCAUUGAAUUACGAGAGAAGAGAAGAGGAACGCUGAGAGCACUUUUGGCAAAGCGAUUUCAUUGGUUUCACCCAAAAAAGUGACUAUGCUUCCCCUUUUGCCACCUCCUCCUCCGUCAUUCCACGGCUGUCUUCUUCUUCUUCACUCUCCCUUUCUCUCUCUCUACCCUAAUUUCUCUCUCUAAAUUACGCCCACUCACCUCUCUUCUCUGUUUCGGUGUUUCUGAGAGUCUUUAGGGUUCGAUCAGAGGAAGGAUCAAGAUGGGAACUUCACAGCGACAGUUGAAAGUCAUGCUUCGCAAGAACUGGCUCAUCAAGAUUCGUCAUCCUUGCGUUACUUGUGCUGAGAUUUUGCUUCCUACUGUUGUGAUGUUGAUGCUAAUAGCUGUAAGGACUCAAGUUGAUACACGAAUCCAUCCAGCCCAACCAUACAUUCGAAAAGAGAUGUUUGUUGAAGUGGGAAAAGGUGAUAUAUCCCCUACUUUCAAUCAAGUUUUGGAAUCAUUGUUGGCUGAGGGCGAGUAUUUAGCUUUUACACCGGAUACAAAUGAAACAAGCAUGAUGAUCAAUAUAUUGUCAAUAAAAUUCCCUCUACUGAAGCUGGUUAGUAGAGUUUACAAAGAUGAAUUAGAGUUUGAAACCUAUAUACGCUCAGACCUUUAUGGUGUCUGCAAUGAAGUCGAGAACUGUCCAAACCCCAAAAUUAAAGGAGCAAUCAUUUUUCAUGAUCAAGGUCCCGAAUUAUUUGAUUAUAGCAUCCGCCUCAACCACACAUGGGCUUUCUCUGGAUUUCCUGAUGUUAAAUCUAUCAUGGACAUAGAUGGUCCUUACCUCAAUGACCUGGAAUUGGGUGUUGAUACUAUAUCAAUUAUGCAGUACGGCUUCAGUGGAUUUUUGACCCUUCAACAAGUUAUGGAUUCUUUCAUAAUAUAUGCUUCCCAGAAAACUGCAACUGUGUUAGACACUGAGGACACUGGGUCAUCUUCUUGGGAUUCAUUUGGCACACCUUCCCUGCUUGAGAUACCAUGGACACAAUUCAGCCCUUCAAACAUAAGGCUGGCUCCCUUUCCAACCCGUGAAUAUACUGAUGAUGAGUUUCAGUCCAUCAUUAAGAAAGUCAUGGGAGUGCUGUACCUAUUGGGAUUUCUCUAUCCAGUGUCUCGCCUGAUCAGCUAUUCUGUGUUUGAGAAGGAACAGAAGAUAAAAGAAGGUCUCUACAUGAUGGGUCUAAAAGAUGGGAUAUUCUAUCUUUCUUGGUUUAUCACUUAUGCUUUGCAGUUUGCAAUUUCUUCUGUGAUCAUCACCCUUUGCACAAUUGGUACCCUUUUCGAGUACAGUGAUAAGUCAGUGGUUUUCGUGUACUUUUUUCUAUUUGGCCUCAGUGCAAUAAUGCUGUCAUUUUUGAUAUCUACAUUCUUCACUCGGGCCAAAACAGCAGUGGCAGUUGGUACCCUUUCUUUUCUUGGGGCCUUCUACCCUUACUACACUGUCAAUGACCAGUCCAGCUCUAUGAUAUUAAAGGUCAUUGCUUCUUUGCUUUCACCAACAGCCUUUGCUUUAGGGACAGUUAACUUUGCUGAUUAUGAACGCGCUCAUGUUGGACUUCGCUGGAGCAACAUAUGGCAGCCAUCAUCUGGAGUGAAUUUUUUGGUCUGUCUCCUGAUGAUGUUCCUUGACACGCUUUUGUACUGUGCAAUUGGUCUUUACCUUGAUAAGGUUCUUCCUAAUGAAAGUGGAGUGCGUCACCCGUGGAAUUUUAUAUUUCAAAAGUGCUUUAGGAGAAAGAAAAGUUCCAUCAAAUAUUCUGCUUUCAGCUCUGAUGUUUCCAUUGGAAAGGCCAGUUUUUCUGAACGUGUUGUGGAAGCUAUAAGCUUGGAAAUGAAGCAACAAGAGCUUGAUGGCAGAUGUAUCCAGAUGAGGAAUCUGCGCAAGGUGUAUACCACUAAGAAGGGAACGUGUUGCGCUGUUAAGUCCUUACAGCUCACCUUAUAUGAAAAUCAGAUUCUUGCACUUCUAGGACACAAUGGAGCUGGUAAAAGCACGACAAUUUCUAUGCUUGUUGGCCUUCUUUCUCCUACUUCAGGGGAUGCUUUGGUUUUGGGGAAGAAUAUUUUAACUGACAUGGAUGAGAUACGGAAAGGAUUGGGCGUGUGCCCUCAAAAUGAUAUUCUUUUUUCUGAGUUAACGGUGAAGGAGCAUUUGGAAAUAUUUGCUAGUUUGAAGGGUGUGAAGGAAGACUCUCUGGAGAGUGUUGUGAAUGAAAUGAUUGAUGAUGUGGGAUUGGCCGAUAAAGUUAACACUGUUGUGAGGGCACUCUCUGGAGGCAUGAAAAGAAAGUUGUCCCUUGGAAUUGCACUAAUUGGAGAUAGUAAGGUUAUUGUUCUCGAUGAACCUACGAGCGGAAUGGAUCCAUAUUCAAUGCGGUUGACAUGGCAGUUGAUCAAAAAAAUCAAGAAGGGCAGGAUAAUAUUGCUAACGACGCACUCUAUGGAUGAGGCUGAUGUGUUAGGAGAUCGGAUAGCUAUCAUGGCUAAUGGUUCUUUGAAAUGCUGCGGAAGUUCACUUUUCUUGAAGCGUGAGUAUGGGGUUGGCUAUACUCUUACUUUGGUGAAGACUGCUCCUAGCACCUCUGUAGCUGCUGAUAUUGUUUACCGUCACAUUCCAUCGGCAACAUGUGUGAGCGAAGUUGGGACAGAGAUUUCCUUCAAGCUUCCUCUAGCAUCUUCAUCUUCCUUUGAGAGCAUGUUUAGGGAGAUUGAAGGCUGCAUGACAAGAUCAGGUCCUAACUUAGAAUCUGAAGGCAGUGAGCACAAUCACUCUCUUGGCAUUGAGAGUUAUGGUAUAUCUGUGACAACUCUUGAAGAGGUAUUCCUGAGAGUUGCAGGAUGCGAUUAUAAUGAAACUGAGUGUAUUGAUGAGAAGAAGACUCUUGCUUUACAUGAUUCUGUGGUUUCACCAGCCUGCCAUAAUUAUGCUCCAAAAAAUGUUGUACUCCCCAAACUAUGCGGAAGUUAUAAGGUCAUUGGAGUCAUAUUUGCAACAAUUGGCAGUGCUUGUAGUUUGUUUUUUGAUGCUGUCCUGAGUUUCUUAAGGUUCUUAAGUAUGCAAUGCUGUUGCUGUUGCUUCUUAGUAAGGUCAACUUUUUGGCAACACUGUAAAGCAUUAUUUAUAAAGAGAGCAAUAUCUGCUCGAAGAGAUCGAAAAACAAUUGUUUUCCAGUUAUUGAUCCCAGCUAUCUUCUUGCUUUUUGGUCUUGUUCUUCUCAAACUUAAACCACAUCCUGAUCAGCAGUCUAUAACAUUCACAACCUCAUAUUUUAAUCCUCUAUUAAGUGGUGGAGGUGGUGGUGGUCCAAUUCCUUUUGAUCUAUCCUGGCCUAUCUCCAAUAAGGUGGCGCAGUUUGUUAAAGGGGGUUGGAUUCAAAAGUUAAAGCCGAGUACAUAUAGAUUCCCUGAGUCAGAAAAGGCAUUAUCUGAUGCUAUUGAGGCAGCGGGGCCAACUUUAGGUCCUGUCCUACUUUCAAUGAGCGAAUAUCUGAUGUCUAGCUUUAACGAAUCCUACCAGUCAAGGUACGGAGGAAUUGUGAUGGAUAAUCAAAAUGACGAUGGAAGUCUAGGAUAUACCGUGCUACACAACAGUUCUUGUCAGCAUGCUGCUCCAACAUAUAUAAACUUAAUGAAUUCAGCAAUUCUUAGGCUUGCUACCCUUAAUGAAAAUAUGACAAUUCGAGCACGUAAUCACCCUCUGCCCCAGACAAAAAGCCAGCACUUGCAACGACAUGAUUUGGAUGCGUUUGCAGUUGUAUUUGUUCUCAGCAUUGCCUUCUCAUUUAUACCUGCAUCGUUUGCAGUUUCUAUUGUAAAGGAGCGUGAAGUAAAAGCUAAGCACCAACAGUUGAUUAGUGGAGUAUCUAUAUGGUCAUACUGGGCUUCGACAUACAUAUGGGACUGCGUCAGCUUCUUAAUUCCUACAUCUCUUGCAAUAGUUCUCUUUUACAUCUUUGAUCUGGAUCAGUUUAUUGGAAUGGGUUCUUUCUUACCAACAAUCAUCAUAUUUUUGGAAUAUGGACUUGCAAUUGCAUCAUCAACGUAUUGCCUCACGUUUUUCUUUUCUGAACACACAAUGGCACAGAAUGUGGUCCUCUUGGUUCACUUUUUCACUGGGCUCAUUCUUAUGGCUGUAUCAUUUAUUAUGGGGCUUGUGGAUACAACUGCAGGUGCAAAUUCUUUUUUGAAGAACUUCUUCAGAUUAUCACCAGGAUUUUGCUUUGCUGAUGGAUUAGCUUCACUGGCUCUUUUACGGCAAGGGAUGAAGGAUGGAUCUGGUGAUGAGGUUUUUGACUGGAAUGUUACUGGUGCUUCUAUUUGUUACUUGGCAGCCGAGGGAAUUGUUUUUUUUCUUAUAACGCUUGGUCUUGAACUUGUGCCUCUUCACAAAAUAACUCUAGUCACUCUUAAAGGCUGCUGGGAAAGUAUGAAAAAGAUCUUCCAAAGAACUUCCAGUAGUUAUACGGAACCUCUUUUGGAAUCAUCCUCAACAUAUGUUGCUAUUGACCCUGACGAAGAUGUAGAUGUUCAAGCAGAAAGAAAUAGGGUACUUUCUGAUUCCACAGACAAUGCGAUUAUCUACUUGCGUAAUCUUUGGAAGGUCUACCAUGGUACAAAAGUUGCUGUUCGUUCAUUGACUUUUUCAGUUCAAGAAGGAGAAUGUUUUGGUUUUCUAGGAACAAACGGAGCAGGGAAAACUACAACCCUUUCCAUGCUAUCUGGAGAAGAACGACCGAGUGAUGGAACCGCUUUUAUAUUUGGCAAAGACAUAAGUUCAAACCCCAAAGCUGCCCGUCGACAUAUUGGCUACUGUCCACAGUUUGAUGCUCUGCUUGAAUUUCUAACCGUUCGAGAGCAUCUUGAGCUCUAUGCAAGAAUAAAAGGAGUCCCAGACUACAAACUUGAAGAUGUGGUUAUGGAGAAGAUAGUGGAAUUUGACUUGUUGAAGCAUGCCAAUAAACCUUCAUUUUCUCUUAGUGGGGGCAACAAGCGCAAAUUGUCUGUUGCAAUUGCAAUGAUUGGAGAUCCUCCAAUAGUCAUUCUUGAUGAGCCAUCCACAGGUAUGGAUCCUAUUGCCAAACGAUUUAUGUGGGAAGUAAUAUCCCGGCUAUCAACCAGACGAGGAAAGACUGCAGUUAUUCUAACUACUCACAGCAUGAAUGAAGCUCAAGCACUAUGCACCCGGAUCGGAAUAAUGGUUGGAGGCCAGUUAAGAUGCAUUGGAAGUCCUCAACAUCUGAAAACACGUUUUGGGAAUCAUCUUGAGCUUGAGGUUAAACCAACUGAAGUUAGCUCAAUGGAUCUGGAAAAUUUGUGCCGGUUGAUUCAAGAAAGGCUGUUUGACAUUCCUUCUCAUCCAAGGAGCUUACUCAGUGACCUUGAAGUUUGCAUAGGGGGCACUGACUCCAUAACAUCAGAAAAUGCAUCAGUGGCAGAGAUUAGCUUGACAGAGGAUAUGAUAGUCAUAAUUGGGCAAUGGCUUGGCAAUGAAGAAAGGAUAAAGAUACUUUUAUCUUCAACAGACCUUUCUGCUGGGGUUUUUGGUGAGCAAUUAUCGGAGCAGUUGGUCCGCGAUGGUGGUAUCCCAUUGCCAAUAUUUUCUGAGUGGUGGUUAGCCAAAGAAAAGUUCUCUACAAUUGAAGCAUUUAUUAUAUCUUCAUUUCCUGGAGCAACAUGUCAAGGUUGCAAUGGGUUGAGCAUUAAAUAUCAGUUGCCUUAUGGAAACGACCUCUCUCUUGCUGAUGUUUUUGGGCAUCUGGAACGGAACAGAGAUUCAUUGGGGAUAGCAGAAUACAGUAUCAGCCAAUCAACAUUGGAAUCCAUUUUUAAUCAUUUUGCAGCAAACUCAUGAGGUAGUAGGGCUUGAAGGCCUUGUAUGCUUGUGGAUCUUGUAUAUAUAUAUGAAGACCUUUUGACACAUUAGGUAAUCUCUUUUGACCCAUGAUGUACUUGUGUUAUUUUACUGUUUUAAUAUGAUAUACUUGUGAUUCAUAUAAUGGAAAUGCCAAUGUUGAGAUGUGUAAAAUAAAUGAAAACUGUAUAAAAAUAUAUAAAAAUGUACGAGAAUAUGUAAAAUGUGUACAUAAAUACUAACUUUUUUCGUAUAAUUUAAUUUUUAGUGAACGUUGUUAGCAAGACCCUUGGUAUAAAUGUAUUCAUUUUAUUAUGACACGUGUUCUAAUGAGGAAAACUUUGGUUGGUUAGAUGAC